CCGCCCGUAUCCAGCCUCAUCUCCUUCCUUCCAUACCUCCUCUGGCACCACUCGUCCCUUUGCUCCUUCGCUGAUUUCAAUCUCAUUCCGCGCUGUCGCCAUGAACAACAGCUCCCUCGACCCCGCUUACACCAGCCUCGGCUUCACCCUGGCCAACUCAAAGUACAGCUGUGUCCGCGAGUUCUACGUCGUCCACUUCUUCUUCGCCAUGGCGAUGGGCGUGCUCGGCGUCGUCUGCUUCGUGACACGGCUGAUUCCUCGGCUCAGAUACUUCCAUGCCCCGGUGGGAAGAGCGUACAUCAUCUCGCUCCUUGGGGCCACGGCCUCCUCACUGCUGAUCCACAACGAGGGCAUGCCUCUCGGCGUGCUGAUUUCGUUUUGCUGGGUCCUCGGCGGCACCGUCGUCGGCUGGCUCGCCAUCGUGCUCCAUCGGGACAUUCUCCACAACCGGGCCCUCAACGAGCUCGACCGCUCAAAGGCCGAGCUGCUCGGGCCGUCGUCCGAGAGCACCAAGGCCCAGCUCCAGCGCAUCAUGCGAUCCAUCGCCGAACGCAAGACCGCCCUGCAGCGCAUGCUCUCGUGGAAGGCCCUCCACGGCAUCCUGAUGCUCGUUUCCUGGGUGAAUAUCAUCGGCCGUAUCGGCGUUACCUUUGCGACCUUCCCGAAGCUCUCGUAUCCCGAGUUUGAGUGCUACACGUAUCCGGCAUACAAGCCCGUCAACUCGUCCUGGUACCAGUACACCCCCGGCUCGCCCAUUCAGUUUCUGCCAUCCGCGGACCCUCUCUACUCCCGCCUGCCAUGGGCCUAUUCCGAAGGCCGUUUCGGCACCAUCCUCCUGGUUGGGCCCUCCCUGGCUGGCUUUGUUCUGGGUCUCGUUUACUCGUACCUCUCCCGUCGCUUCGGCGGCUCUCCCAAGCUCCAGGCCGUUCCAGAAAGCGAUGCCGGAUCUCUGUGAACCUGCGCUGAUCAUCACUGUCGUGAUACGGUGCUCCAAUCUUGACGUUGUCUCAGCCGAGGACUCCCUUGACUUUGACCACAGCUCGUCCGCUUGUCACAUCCUCCUCCAGUUCUGCAGGUUUUUUGUAAAUACAAUCUAUUCGGUCCCAAUA
This is a messenger RNA of Polychytrium aggregatum, 1109 nucleotides long. RefSeq lists its product as uncharacterized. Bases 101 to 955 code for a protein of 284 amino acids. The transcript has a single exon. Lineage: Eukaryota; Fungi; Chytridiomycota; Chytridiomycetes; Polychytriales. The record is from RefSeq and is a predicted model, not a curated record.